CUGACAGUUUGCGGGAGUGAAAGCUUCUGUCAUGUUCAUCGAUCUAGGAAGCUUCCUAGGAAGAUUUUGUCUGAAAUUUCCAUAACUGUCUUACUGAUACAGUAUCACAUACUUUCUGAAUGUAUCACGAUCCUUAAAUCACUUAGUGCAAUCUCGCGACGGUUCAAACUUGGAACAAAAGUUAUGUGCUGAGGACUGAGCCAAAUUAACCUCACAUACUCUGCCCAAUAACUGUCUGAGUUGUUGAAGACUUUCACACCUAACCUAAUUACAUUAUCGUGGUGAUUUAGGCUUGCAACGUUGUACAGAGCACUGAUAUUGUCACAACAGUGUAAUUUUUAAUCAUUUGGUACGUGCAAGCGCAUCUCCACCCUGCGAAAUAAACACGAAACGGUUCGUGUUCGCCUUCUGUUAACAUCCAACAACGUUCGUAUGUUUAUGGCUCUCUUGUCGUUUCACAACGUUAUUCUAGAAAAUUUUAUUGUUUAUAAGCACUACUCACAUUUUAUUGGCAUCAUCAACAAGUUUUUCCCCCUUGUUGAAAGUUCUGCGGAACAUUCAAACGGUGAGGUAGUUUACCGGUUCAGUAAUGAUUAAGAUGCAGCUGUGGCGACACACGUUUAAACCGGAAGUCCGUUUGCGGUGUCUGGCCGGCAGUCGGCUAACGGUGUACGCAGGCUUCCGUUCUAAUAGUGCGCACCUAUGUCGUGUGUGCUGCAGGAACAAUGUCGCAGAAGGUGAAGGUAGACGUCCGCAUCACUGUCUUCUACGCAGACGGCGUCACAAUUUACGUUUACAUCUAGACUCUGGAAAAAUACUCGUCUUCGGAACGCUGUACCCGGCCUAUGCAUCCUACAAAGCCGUCCGCACCAAGAACGUCAGGGAAUAUGUUAAGUGGAUGAUGUACUGGAUUGUAUUUGCCCUGUUCAGCUGUGCCGAAACUUUCACUGACGUCUUCCUGAGUUUCUGGUUUCCAUUUUAUUAUGAGAUCAAGAUCCUGUUGGUUCUGUGGCUGCUCUCACCUGCCACUAAGGGAUCCAGUAUACUGUACCGCAAAUUUGUGCAUCCAAUGCUCAGCAGGCGUGAGCAGGACAUAGAUGAGUACAUAGCCAAAGCAAAAGAACAAGGAUACCAUACGGUACUUCAUCUUGGGACGAAGGGUGUCAACUAUGCUACAACAGUCAUAAUGCAGACUGCCAUCAAGGGUGGUGGUGGUCUUGUGCAGCAAUUGAGACGCAGUUACAGUCUGGGUGAUCUGAGUUCAGAUGUUGAUGGUGACAGCAACAGUGGAAGAAAGGCACUACCAGAGGCUCAGGAUAGGAACAGAGAUCGAGAAAGGGUUGCGUCAGAUGGUAGACAUCAUCGACCUAGAGGCCAUAGCCCUCGACGUUCUGCAUCUGGGUCAGGAAGGGUUGAAAUGUAUUUUCCAGAAGUGGAUGUUGAUGUGAGAGGAGCAUCUGUUAGAGAACCAAGUGUGCCGCUGAGCCAUAUCCGAUCGUCGGAGGAUGUGAGCUCAGGCUAUUCAUCUGCUGAACCACUGUACCAGCACGGCAGCAUCAGUGGAGGGCAGCAUGGUGAAAGUCGCCCUGAUAGCUUAGCGAGUAGUCGUGAGCCACUUGUUCGGACUGCUUCCGUGGGUGGAUCUUCACGGUCUGCCCGCACACGAUCUUCUCGUGGUGGUGGUGGAACUGUUACAAAAAAGGGAUCUUCACCUGGGGUUCCUGAGGCCAGUGAAGAAUGUAGCCUCGGAGAAAACAACGACCUAGACAUGAGUUCUCUUUCUCCUUCCCAUUCUCGUUCCCGUUCCAAUUCCCUGCCAAUGUCAGCUGACCUCCUACGACCUGAGUUAGUCGCCCUCCUACAAGCUUUAAAUGCUGAACUUGAGCAGAAAGUUUCCAUGAGCAAACUGUCAGAGAUUAAAGUUUCAGAAGCGGUAAAACAAACUGAAAAACCAGAAGAUUCUUUUCACUUAGCUGAAGGAGAAAUAAUGGAGUCUAUACACAGAACUGAGUCAUCUUCCAUUUUAGAAUUGGCUGGAACUAAGGAAAUGUCAGAUAUCAAACAAGUAUCUGGCUCUGCUACUCUUCCUCGGAGCAAGAAAACUGGAAAAAGAAAACUACAGUGAACUUAGGUUCUCCACAAUAGGCAUCUCAAGAUGAUUUUGUCCAAUGAGGAGGUUGAGCAGCCAACAAAAGUAUUACACUCCAAAGUCAUAGAAUGCUGUUAGAUGUUCCUGCUGUCUUUGAUCCUGCUAGUCAUUCAGUGAAAUUCCACUGCCGUGACAGGGCAACAGAAAUUCAAUUUCUGAUUUCAUUGGAAGUAAUGACUAUGUUGGUUAUGUACAUACUGUGAUUGAGUUGGAACAUGUGGUACUAAAAAAAAUUAGACUUGUUUUUGGCAGCUAGGAGCUAAUGUUCACCAGGAAAGCUUUAUUCCGAAUGGAAAAAUAAAAUGCACACUUUAAAAUUAAAAUAUGUUGUUCCUGAUUUUAUAUUCUAAAUUUGUUGUAUAUUGCUGUUGAUUAUAGCUUGACUCUGCUGUCAGAUACUACGAAUAGAUUUGUAAGAAGAAGCUUUAACAAGGUUAAAUUAUUGUCCUUUGUUGAAUUUCUAUCUGUCCAAUGAUGUUUUACAUUCCUUCCCCAAGAGAAGAACUGGUAUACUGAAGACAAAAGCUACUGCUUCCCUGUUGUUAGACAAAAUUUUUAUGGAGGUAUUGCACUGCAUAAUUGUUGAUUCUUGAGACUGAACAGUUUUGCCCAGACUGCAUGAACUGUACUUCUUUUUUUAUACAGCAGUUUACAUUCUUCUGUGUCAGUAGAAGUAGAAAUUAACAAUGUUGUUGUUGAUAAUGCUAGUCUAAAAAUUUCUAUAUACUUCAUGUUACUGAACUGAUACAAUUGUACGAGAUGUGUUUUGAUUGAUGUGUGAUGUUUAGAGACAAACAUGUCAGGAUAUGACUUGACAAUGUUGCUCAAUGGUUUUUACCAAGACAGAAAGUAAUGUGUGUGACAAAACAGCAAAUCUUUCACAGUAUAAAAUGUAUAUGUCAAAUAGUAUUGUACAUUUAUCAUUUUUUACGAGGAGGUGAAAAAAUAUGUAAUGCUGAAUGUUAUUGGUCUCAGUUAUGAUUAAUAUUUAUCUGAAUUCACUUAUAAUUUAACUUAUUUGAUCUGAAAUUAUCUAAUAAACACUGUAAUGCAUUUUAAAAUGUAAUGUACACACAAUAAAAUAAUUUCUCUCAUGUAA
Messenger RNA from Schistocerca serialis cubense, 3248 nucleotides. It is a transcript of the gene ReepA, whose product is annotated as receptor expression-enhancing protein 4. The record is from RefSeq and is a predicted model, not a curated record. Gene Ontology annotation, molecular function: microtubule binding. Gene Ontology annotation, biological process: endoplasmic reticulum tubular network organization. NCBI's taxonomy places the organism in Eukaryota, Metazoa, Arthropoda, Insecta, Orthoptera, Acrididae. The transcript has 10 exons. Bases 590 to 2125 code for a protein of 511 amino acids. Gene Ontology annotation, cellular component: endoplasmic reticulum tubular network; cytoplasmic microtubule; endoplasmic reticulum membrane.